GGGGCCUGCGCUUCCCUGCGCUUCCCGCCGUCCAGGGGCGCCAGUCAUGGGCGCCGCGGCCGCUGAGGCGCCGCUCCGGCUGCCGGCCGCGCCCCCGCUCGCCUUCUGCUGCUACACGUCGGUGCUUCUGCUUUUCGCUUUCUCUCUUCCCGGGAGCCGCGCGUCCAACCAGCCCCCGGGUGGCGGCGGCGGCGGCGGCGGCGGGGACUGUCCCGGCGGCAAAGGCAAGAGCAUCAACUGCUCAGAAUUAAAUGUGAGGGAAUCUGAUAUAAGGGUUUGUGAUGAAUCAUCGUGUAAAUAUGGAGGAGUCUGUAAAGAAGAUGGAGAUGGUUUGAAAUGUGCAUGUCAAUUUCAGUGCCAUACAAAUUAUAUUCCCGUCUGUGGAUCAAAUGGGGACACAUACCAAAAUGAAUGCUUCCUCAGAAGGGCUGCUUGUAAGCACCAGAAAGAGAUAACAGUAGUAACAAGGGGACCAUGCUACUCUGAUAAUGGUUCUGGAUCUGGAGAGGGAGGAGAUGCAUACCCUUCUGUAUUCUGGGUGUUGUUGGCUGUGCUAGGUGGUGAAGUAGAAAAGGAAGAGGAAGGGUCAGGGGCAGAAGUUCACAGAAAACACUCCAAGUGUGGACCUUGCAAAUAUAAAGCUGAGUGUGAUGAAGAUGCAGAAAAUGUUGGGUGUGUAUGUAAUAUAGAUUGCAGUGGAUACAGUUUUAAUCCUGUGUGUGCUUCUGAUGGGAGUUCCUAUAACAAUCCCUGUUUUGUUCGAGAAGCAUCUUGUAUAAAACAAGAACAAAUUGAUAUAAGGCAUCUUGGUCAUUGCACAGACACAGAUGACACUAGUUUGUUGGGAAAGAAAGAUGAUGGACUACAAUAUCGACCAGAUGUGAAAGAUGCUAGUGAUCAAAGGGAAGAUGUUUAUAUUGGAAACUACAUGCCUUGCCCUGAAAACCUCAAUGGUUACUGCAUCCAUGGAAAAUGUGAAUUCACUUAUUCUACUCAGAAGGCUUCUUGUAGUAAGAAGACUGAAUGGGGGCUUCCCUGGUGGUGCAGUGGUUGGGGAUCCGCCUGCCAAUGCAGGGGACAUGGGUUCGAGCCCUGGUCCGGGAGGAUCCUACAUGCUGCAGAGCAACUAACCCCAUGCACCACAACUACUGAAGCCUGCACGCCUAUAGCCUGUGCUCCGCAGCAAGAGAAGCCACCACAGUGAGAAGCCUGUGCACCGCGGCGGAGUGGCCCCAGCUCGCUGCAACUAGAGAAAGCCCGGUGCGCAGCAACGAAGUCCCAACGCAGCCAAAAAUAAAAAUAAAGAAAAGAAAAGAAAAGAAAAGAACAAAAACAGAAAGGAGAACUGAAGAAUAGACCAAAUUUGUUUAAAAAAAAAAAAAGAAGACUGAAUGGUUUAGUAGUUAAAGGCUUUGGAAUCAUAUAUCGGAUUGGCCAGUUUUUGGCUAUGCCCUUUGGAAGUUACUUAAAAUUUCUAAGCCUCAUUUUCCUUAUUUGUAAAAAAAAAAUAAUAAUGGUACUUGUUUCCUAGUGUCGUUAAAAUUAAAUGAGCUAGUGUAUGCAAAGUGCUGAGCACAAUGCCUGUUAUACAAUGUGUGUUUAAGAAGUAGCAAUUGAUGUUAUUAGACUGUACAUACCAUUAGGUUAGGGACUCUGCUCUGCUAACCACUCUCUCUCUAGUGCCUGGCAUAGGGCCGCUUCCAGUAGCUACUCAGUAAAUAGUUUUUGAAUGACAUGUGAUGAUGGCCAACUUUUCCCUCUUCUUCAGACCAGAGGUGUUUCUUAACUGCUACAGAAUCUCUUUUCUGCAUUCUUGUAACUCCAAAAAGCAGGUGAUCUUUUUUUUUUUUGUCUAAGCAUUUAUAGCGUCCACAAGAAACAGGCCAUAGCAUCACGUGCAUUUCCUCUGGUAGGUGUAUGUGUUUGAGUAGCAGUAAACAGGCAGGGGUGAACACCCUUUAGGCACAGUCCUAUUAUUAAGUUAAAAUCUUUUAGCAUUAUCCCAUCAUUAGUUUGUUUAUUUAUUGCCUAUUUUGUACCAAAUCCUACCUGGCACUGGGGUCUCAAAUUCAAAUAUGACAUGGAUCUAGCCUUCAAAAAAACGUACAGUCUGGUGGCAGCGACUGACAAAUAAUACACAAUUAAAAUAUAAUAUGAAAAAUGCUAUCAUACAUAGAUAUGCAUGAGGUGAUUUGGGACUUCAAAAAAGCACUUCAACCUGAAGGGGGCAUGGAGGACAUUGCAGGACGAGGGGCAAGUCUUACAGGGACAUUUGUGCCAACCCAGGAGGUUGUCCUCUGUCUUAAAGGCAGUGAGAAGCCAUUUAAGGAUUUAAAUAAGAAUGAUGUGGUCAGAUCUGAAAGCCACCCUGGUGGCUUGGUGAAAAAUGGAUUAGAAGACUGAACGUUAGGAGACUGUAUGAGUGAGCAGUGAGAGCCUGAACCAAGUAAAGGAGUUGUAGUGGGAAUGAGAUGAGGAGAUAAGUUGCAGAGAGAAAAUAGGUGGCUGAAUCCAUAGGUUUUGGUGACCAGUUGAGUAUGAAGAUGGGAAUGUGGGAGUUGGUGGAGGGUCAUGGGAAGGAAGAAUCAAGAGUCUCCCGGAGAUCACCUCUGUGCUUUGUGACCACCUAGAGGGGUGGGAUAGGGAGGGUGGGAGGGAGGGUGACGCAAGAGGGAAGAGAUAUGGGAACAUAUGUAUAUGUAUAACUGAUUCACUUUGUUGUAAAGGAGAAACUAACACACCAUUGUAAAACAGUUAUACUCCAAUAAAGAUGUUAAAAAAAAAAAAGAGUCUCCCGGGUUUCUGGCUGAUGCAAAAUUGAGUGGGGAAAGAGAAUGGGGGCAGGAGGUUUGCGGGGACAUGAUGUACUGAGCUUAGUAAUGCUUGGUCUCAGGUGCCUGUGGGGUAUCCUCUUACCUAGUAGGCUACUGGGUAUCUGUGGUUUUGGAACUCACGAGACAGAUGCACAUUGACGGCGUGUUUGGGAAUCAUUCCAUCUCCAGCAUAUCCCUUCUAAUUCCUACUCAGCAGUCCUUCCACCCCACUGGGCUUCCAAUUGAUUGAUCUCUCACCCUGCAUGUCCUCAUCGCCUCCUUACUCAGCUUAACUCGUGGUCAAUCCUUGCAGUCCCUGUCUUGCUUCAUCAUAUACUCACUUGACAAAACUAUAAUCCAGGUUCAUUCCAGCUUCCCGCCUGCUGUAUACCUACACUCACCAGACUGACUGGUCUCACUGACCUUUAUACUCAGUGGGCCCUGUACACUGCCGGCAGUCACUCUAUAACUGCGGUCCAUUCAUCCUCCUCUCCUAGAUAAGGUGACUGCUUUAUACCGUCACCCCUCUCUUCAGACUGUCAACACCUCCUCUCUCAUCCUCACUCUCAGCUGAUGAUCUUGUUUCCAAGUUCACUGAGAAAACUGAAGCAAUAUGAGGAGAAUGCCCACAGACUUUUUACUAUCACUGCCAGCAGUGCU
Physeter macrocephalus (sperm whale) is the source of this 3473-nucleotide messenger RNA. RefSeq names its product transmembrane protein with EGF like and two follistatin like domains 1 (gene TMEFF1). Gene Ontology annotation, molecular function: protein binding. The record is from RefSeq and is a predicted model, not a curated record. The transcript has 10 exons. Bases 47 to 1204 code for a protein of 385 amino acids. Lineage: Eukaryota; Metazoa; Chordata; Mammalia; Artiodactyla; Physeteridae. Gene Ontology annotation, cellular component: plasma membrane.